GAAGACAGGAGGGCCUGGCGUGCUCUGGUCCAUGGGGUCACGAAGAGUCAGACACGACUUAACGAUUAAAAACAACAUCUGAUCUCCCUUCCACAUCACACUCUAACAAUGAUAGCCUUCUGUUGCAUGGAUUCUUUCUUCCCUAGAGAGAGGGAAACCACCCAAUGAAAGGGCCAGAGGGAGUCACAUGAUUACUUGUGAAGCAGAUAUAUACAGGAUAGGGACAGCCUUUAUGGCCAAAGAGAAACAUGGGGCUCAUUAUCUUGUUUUGGGGGUUCCUUGUGGCCCCUCAAAUGGUUGUUCUCUCUUGGGAUUUUGACAGUGACAAAGUGUUUCGAGUGAAACUUCAGAAUGAAAACCAAGUGAGCUUCCUAAAGGACCUGGUGUCGACACUAAAGCUUGACAUCUGGUAUCCUGAUUCAGUUCACCAUCUUGUUGCUGGGACAAAAGUGGAUUUCCAUGUUAGAUCCAAUCAAACAAGUUUUGUCCAGAUGAUGCUGGAGAGGAAUAGAACACAAUACAAAAUUUUAUUGCACAAUCUGCAGGAAGAGAUUGAAAAGCAAUUUGAUGGAGGGAGACAUUUCCUCAAGCAGCACAGCUACACAAAAUACAAUGACUGGGAAACGAUUGUGGCAUGGACUGAAAGAAUGGCUAAAAAUUACCCCAAACUCAUCUCCCGGACAGAGAUUGGAAAGACCUAUGAGGAUCGCCCCAUAUACCUUCUUAAGGUUGGGAAGGAGAGUGGCAGAAAGAAGGCCAUCUUUAUGGACUGUGGCAUUCAUGCACGUGAGUGGAUCUCACCAGCCUUCUGUCAAUGGUUUGUAAAACAGGCUGUCAAAACAUAUGGAAAGGAUGAGGUCAUGACACAGCUGUUGGACAAUAUGAACUUCUAUGUCGUUCCUGUCCUCAACGUUGAUGGCUAUGUCUGGACAUGGAGAGGACCAAUGACACGCAUGUGGAGAAAGAAUCGGGCCAUUAAUGGUGACAGUGGUUGCACUGGUGUUGACUUGAACAGGAAUUUCAAUGCUUCUUGGGGCAACAAUGAAGUGAUGCAUGACCCUUGUGUGGAAAUAUAUUGUGGUCCCUCUGCUGAAUCUGAGCCAGAAACAAAGGCAGUCACUUCCUUCAUUCGUGAUCACCUUUUUGCCAUCAAAGGAUACAUAAGUGUUCAUUCAUACUCACAGAUGCUGAUGUUUCCUUAUGGCUAUACAUUCAAAGAAGCACCCAAUCAUGAUAAACUGAAUCAAAUGGCCAAGGAAGCAGUGGAAGCAUUAUCCAGUCUCUACAAGACAAAAUAUACGUAUGGACCUACUGCCUCUACAAUUUACCCUUGUUUUGGUUCCUCUUCAGACUGGGCUUAUGAUGAGGGAAUAAAAUAUUCAUUUGCCUUUGAGCUCCGCGACCUUGGAAGGUAUGGGUUCCUCCUCCCAGCAUCAAAGAUAAAAUCAACCUGUAAGGAAACUAUGCUGGCAGUCAAAUACAUUGCAAAUCAUAUCUUCACCUUUGUUUCAUAAAGCUAUGUUCAGUUUUCUCCCUUCCUAGCCUAUCGUUUCCCCUUUUUCUUUGCAUUGGUACUGUAUAGAUUUUUCUCAUCUUUUUUAAAAACUAUGUUAACAACAGUAACUUUAUCCUUUUCAGUAGAGUUUGGAUUCUGAUAUUUUACUGCUUCGAAACCAAAACAAGCUUAUUCUCUUCCCCUCCCCCACCACAUAGCAUUGAUUACUAUUUUUAAAAUCAAAAUUACACAGUCUGAAGACUUUAAGGAUGGCAGCCCUUUUAGCCUACUUUUUAUAAAGCCACAAUUCAGGCAUCUGCUUAGUAGCUCUUAGAUGUAAGUGGAUUCACAUUACAUUAUCCUUUUAGUAAUGAAAAUGUCUGUUGACAAUCCAAAGGUGUCAGGAUGUACUUCAUAUCUCAAGUGCCCAUUUAUUCUGAAUUGUAAAUUCUAUUUCAGAGAUAUUACCUGGUGCCCACUGGUGGAGUGGAAGGUAUAGCACAGGUAGGCAGAGCCAGAACAAAAGUAGAUAGGAAUAUAUGUGUAUGCAUUAUGAAUCACAUGCACACAGGCAGGAAAGCAAACAUUCAACCUUCAUGGUUGUUGUGGGUUUUUCGGGCUCUUAGGCCGUGUUCUGAAGGUUGUUCUUCCUAACGUUUCGCCAGUCUCUGUGGCCAGCAUCUUCAGAUCCCGGCCGUGAAAGCCUUCGCGAAUACAUUCAACCUUCACACAGGAAGUGGGAAGGCAUUGACCUUUCGCCUCCAGUAAGGAAGCAGGCAGGAGUGUAACAGCCAGGAAUAAUCAUACUCCGAGGUGGACAGUGUCCCAUUUGCCCCAGUGAGCGAGCCUCCAUUGAUUUUCAGAUAUUACAAAUGUACAUACUAGAUGUUACAGAAGUACAUACUAGAAUUGAAAAGGCCUUCCUCCCAAAUAAGGCCAAAUAAAGCCGCCUAGAGUAGUCUUAACUGAUUAGAUAGGCGGGAUAUAAAUAAAAUAAAU
Molecule: messenger RNA, 2494 nt
Organism: Pogona vitticeps (central bearded dragon)
Lineage: Eukaryota; Metazoa; Chordata; Lepidosauria; Squamata; Agamidae
Product: mast cell carboxypeptidase A
Biological process (GO): proteolysis
Molecular function (GO): metallocarboxypeptidase activity; zinc ion binding
Source: RefSeq, a predicted model, not a curated record